Molecule: messenger RNA, 834 nt
Organism: Asterias rubens (European starfish)
Lineage: Eukaryota; Metazoa; Echinodermata; Asteroidea; Forcipulatida; Asteriidae
Product: G-protein coupled receptor Mth2-like
Exons: 2
Coding region: 16-798 (260 amino acids)
Biological process (GO): G protein-coupled receptor signaling pathway; cell surface receptor signaling pathway
Cellular component (GO): membrane
Molecular function (GO): G protein-coupled receptor activity
Source: RefSeq, a predicted model, not a curated record
GCGCAGGCUGUCCUAAUGGUUGGUAAAGUGUCCGUGCACUGCCUAUGUGUCAUGCGGGCUGCUCUGCUUCAUUUCUCGUGGCUGGCUGUCUUCGUCUGGAUGACUGUGAUGGCGUCUGAUUUGGCGAAGAGCAUCACAUCCAAAUCGCCUCCUAACCAGCGCAGUGGGUCCAACUUGAAAGUUGUGAAGCUGGGUAUAGUGGCUUGGGGUACCCCAACCAUCUUUGUCUGUGCCUGUUACUUGAUCUCCAGGUUGAGUGAAGACCAAUCAUGGGGGUGGCUUGAAUAUGGUGGCGAUCAAUGCUGGAUUGUAGACUCCUUCCAUUCCCUCCUUGCAUUCGGUGUGCCCGUAGCGGUUCUUCUGAUCAUCAACUGCAUGUUGGCUGUGUUCAUGAUCUACAAGGUUUCUUCGAAUCGGAGAAGGCUUGCUGCUGCACAGAUUUCGUGCAAUUCGAAAACAGAACUUCUGUUGUGUUUUAAGCUCAUCGUCAUUACUGGAGUCACGUGGUCACUUUUCUUUGCUGCUAACUUGGUGAACAGCCCCAUCCUCUGGUACAUCGUGGUUGUUGUGAAUUCCCUACAGGGCGCCCUCAUCGGCAUGUUGUUCUUACUGAAGAAGAGGAUGAUGACGCUUUGGAGGAAUAAGUUAACCGUUAUUUUCUGCAUCUCAUGUCGACGUCGUCACCGAACAAAGAAAGGGGCAGAACCGUCCCCCGUGAAUCUAGUCAGCGUCACAGUAACGCCAGGAGAUGCGCCACAGAUGCAAGAUGAGCGACCGGAAAUUGAUAAGCUUAAGUAGAAUAAACUCGUGGGUUGAAAUCUAUAGCGUAUCGGU